GCGAAUAUCCCGUGCAAUUGGUGUUUUAAUUUUAAUUAGUGGAAAACUCCUUUCGAGGCGUUGAAAACCGCUAAGAAAAUGGAGGAAAAACGCGAAGAAUUAUGCCUGAAGCGAAUCUGUCGGUUCUGCAUGACCCAGGAAGAACCAUUAACAAACAUAUUUGAAAAGGAUUCGCCAGCAGAAAAUAACGCGGUGCCGUUGCCUUUACAGAUUAUGGCUUGCGUUUCUGUUGAGGUCUUUUAUAAUGAUGGAAUGCCAAGGACUAUAUGUAGCCCAUGCAGAAUAUUGAUGGAUAGAUCUUAUCGAUUCAAACAAAUUUGCAAACAGAGUGAUAGUGCUUUGAGGCAAUAUCCAAACACUGGAGUUUGGCCUGAACCAAUAAGUUUGCCAGAUGAUAUUUUUGAGACAAUACAGGUGCAAAAUCGAAAACGUGGUAUUGAUGAGGUGGAAGAGGAUUCCAAUGAGACUGCAGAGGAGAACCCUCCUUCACCAAAGCAGGUUAAAACCUAUGUGGAGCUCAAACCAGUGACAAGGAAUAGAAAUAGGACUGAAAACAAAGCAACUAAGAAUGAUGAAAAUAAACCAAAAAUUUUGAAUCUACAAGCUGGAACUACUACUACAGAAGUAUCCAAGGUUUUAAAAAUCGAACGCAGAAGUACAUUGAACGAUGGAAAUACAGAACAAUAUGUGCUCAAGGAAGAUUUCUAUGAUUAUGAUGAUAGACCAGCUCUCAGCGAUGAUAAUCCAAACAAGCCAACAGUUUGUGUUGAAACUGAUGUCUUUCCUUGUGACCAUUGCGAUAGAAGUUUUCCUCUUCAACAAUUAUUGGACAUCCAUAUGCGCCGUCAUACCAGAGAAAGAAAAUAUCAUUGUGAUCAGUGCUCAAAGAGUUUCUUCAGUAAAUAUGAUUUGGCAAAACAUGCCAAUGUACAUAGUGGUGAGAAGCCUUUUACUUGUGUUGAAUGUGGGAAGGCAUUUGCAAGAGCUACGCUCUUACACAGGCAUGAAAAAGUGCAUGUAGACACUCCCAAGUUCUUAUGCAGCACUUGUGAUAAAACAUUUUUAUCACUAAACGAACUAGAUAGACAUGAAAGUAAUCAUCGCAAGACAAGAAUGUUUGAAUGUAAAGAGUGCAAUAAGACGUUUGCAUAUAAGCAGGGAUUGGAACGUCAUUCAUUUGUACAUGCUGAAGCUAAACCUCAUCAGUGCCAUUACUGCAAUGAGAGUUUUACAACUGAUGGUAAAUUAGCAAGGCACAUUCGCAGACAUGCUGGAUCAAGGCCCUAUCCCUGUAGAUAUUGUCAGAAAUCUUUCUUGCUUUCUCAUCACCUGACUAGACAUAUGAAAACAUCUCAUGCAAAUGAAGAUCAGAACAGGCGAAAUCGUUCUGAACAAAUGAUUACUAGAGGAUCAGGUGCAAAAAAUACUAAUUCUCAAUCGCCAGAAACACGGAGACCUCGUCCUAGGAUUCCAAAGGUUGAGCAGGUAGAUGAAUUCAAAUGUGAUGAGUGCGAUAUGAGGUUUGAAACGAAUGAUGAAUUGAUAUAUCACUCUGCUGUUCACGCCACACAAAGCUUGACCUGCCCAUUGUGUAAUGAGAAAUUUACAGAUUUGGAUUCAUGCACCGAA
Messenger RNA from Ctenocephalides felis (cat flea), 1629 nucleotides. RefSeq names its product zinc finger protein 883-like. The record is from RefSeq and is a predicted model, not a curated record. Gene Ontology annotation, biological process: regulation of transcription by RNA polymerase II. NCBI's taxonomy places the organism in Eukaryota, Metazoa, Arthropoda, Insecta, Siphonaptera, Pulicidae. Gene Ontology annotation, molecular function: zinc ion binding; RNA polymerase II cis-regulatory region sequence-specific DNA binding; DNA-binding transcription factor activity. The transcript is spliced from 8 exons. The annotation marks the transcript as partial. Gene Ontology annotation, cellular component: nucleus.